Rhipicephalus sanguineus (brown dog tick) is the source of this 787-nucleotide messenger RNA. Its product is annotated as TNF receptor-associated factor 3-like. Gene Ontology annotation, biological process: regulation of canonical NF-kappaB signal transduction; protein K63-linked ubiquitination; positive regulation of JNK cascade. The coding region runs from base 14 to 787 and encodes 257 amino acids. Gene Ontology annotation, molecular function: tumor necrosis factor receptor binding; zinc ion binding; ubiquitin protein ligase binding. The transcript has 3 exons. The record is from RefSeq and is a predicted model, not a curated record. NCBI's taxonomy places the organism in Eukaryota, Metazoa, Arthropoda, Arachnida, Ixodida, Ixodidae. Gene Ontology annotation, cellular component: plasma membrane signaling receptor complex; cytoplasmic side of plasma membrane.
AGUGCACACGACCAUGGCGUCCGCGUGCGCGCAGAGCGUGUUUGGCUUCGGUGCUGAUCUCGACCGACGACCCACCAUAUUCGUGCCUGCAUUGGCUUCCGAAAGCUUGUGCUCGUUGUGUGGCCUGUUGCCCGCAACGUCCUUCAUGCUGCCCUGCAUGCAUCUACUGUGCGGAUCGUGUUUCUACCAGUACCGCCAAAUUAGCGACCAUUGCCCCCUGGACAAGCGAGUCUUCAGACAGGAGGAAGUGGCUCCCAUGCUCAUCAAUAAGGAAGCCAUCCUCGGCUGCAGGAUACGCUGCUGGAACGCGGGCAACGGUUGUGGCGCCGAGGACGCCGUCUCCGUCAUGCUGGACCACUUUGCCAACGCCUGUAUGUUCCACACCGUGAACUGCCAGAAGUGCGGCGAGAAAAUACUGCAUCGGGAACUACCGGGUCACGUGAUGUCUGGCUGCGCAGCCACCUGCUCUCCUGCAAGGUACGAUAAGGGCACCCUUGCUGCCAGUUUUCCCUACACCAGCGAAAUGCUCGAAAAGACGUCGCAAGAGAACGCUUCUACGCAGACGGGGCUAGCAUCGAUCGUGUUGCGCAUUCACGAAAUGAAGAAGAUGAUGGAUCACCUGUCGGCGACUAUAUGCCAUAUGACAGCUGAAGCCGGCCGAAUCAAGGGCACCACGUGGGGUCCUCAGAUUGUUGCCUGGAUCAGUGAAAUAGAAGAUUUCAUCUUAGAUGACAACGCUUACAUUCAGCGGCUCGACCUGUGCGCACGUGGCUGUUUCGUGGACUGA